This is a messenger RNA of Suillus subalutaceus, 366 nucleotides long. RefSeq lists its product as uncharacterized. The annotation marks the transcript as partial. The transcript has a single exon. Lineage: Eukaryota; Fungi; Basidiomycota; Agaricomycetes; Boletales; Suillaceae. The record is from RefSeq and is a predicted model, not a curated record.
UUUUGUUACGGCCUACACACAGAGGAACAAAAGGUGCGUCGAUUACUGCAAGAAGUUAAUAAUGUGACGUCGCAUGUUCCUGGAUCUGGUGCAGCACGCGCUGUAAUGUGCAAUCAAAUCAGAGGCUUAAUGUUUGAUAAAGGUUUGCCUAACUUUUAUAUUACAAUCAAUCCUGCAGAUGUGUAUAAUCCUAUUGUCAAAUUCUUGGCAGGCAGUGAGAUAGAUAUUGAUGACAUGUUGCCAAACGAGGUACCCGAAUAUUGGCAACAGUCCAUCUUGGUCACUCAUAAUCCGAUAGUAGCUGCAAGGUUUUUUAAUUUGUAUAUCAAGUCGUUUCUUAGUGCAUUUUGGGUUAUGAUAAGUUGA